This is a messenger RNA of Phytophthora megakarya, 894 nucleotides long. The record is from the annotation of a GenBank genome assembly. Lineage: Eukaryota; Oomycota; Peronosporomycetes; Peronosporales; Peronosporaceae.
GAGUAUCACGAUGUCCCCACAGCAGGACAUCCGGGACGUGAGAAGACGUAUUUUCUUCUCACGAGAAACUUCUACUGGAACCACCAGUACAAGUGGGUGCACAAAUACGCUCCUCUGCAACCACUGCCGACUCCGUCGGAGUGUUGGGAGUCCGUUUCGAUGGACUUCGUGUUUGGUCUUCCGCGCGAUUCCAGGCGGAAGACUGGUAUUGUGGUCUUUGUGGACCGCUUCAGCAAGAUGGUGCAUCUCGCUGCUGUCGCAGCGGAGGUGACCUCCGUACAGACGGCACGUCUGUUCGUCGACAUGGUGUUCAAGCACCAUGGCAUGCCCACCGACUUUGUGUCGGACCGCGAUCCGCGCUUCACGGCGCGUUUCUGGCAAGAAGUGUUCACACUUCUUGGAACGCAGUUCUCAAUGCCGACUGCGGAUCAUCCGCAGAAGGACGGGCAAACCGAGCGCGUGAAUCGCGUGCUCAAGACAGCUGAUACGGAUCUAUCAGAUGCGACGACAUGUGCGAGAGCGAGAGCCCGCACACGACAAGGCGACGUGUCAGUACCGGUCACUGACACUGUGAAGAACCACGAGCAGGCGACACCUGCCUCGACCAAGGACAACGUGUCUGUGCGGGGCACAGACACCGCAAAGACUCACGCACAGGCCGGGCCUGUUGCACGACCAAGUGAUGUAUCGAUGCCGGACAUCGAUACUGAGAAGCUUCACACACAGGCUAAGCCUGUAGCGAUCACACACGAAGUGUCAGGCACAGACGCGGACAAGACCAACAAACUGGACCCGGGGGUCAGCUCUCAAGCAAUGGCUUUGUUCACGAACGACAAGCAGUCGUUCGAUUUUUACAAGAUGCAAUUGCAGCUUCUGCGGAUAGGCAGAAGCUGA